Lactuca saligna is the source of this 1245-nucleotide messenger RNA. NCBI's taxonomy places the organism in Eukaryota, Viridiplantae, Streptophyta, Magnoliopsida, Asterales, Asteraceae. The record is from the annotation of a GenBank genome assembly.
AUGGAAGGUGAGAGUUCUAAACGACCUCGGCAAACCAAAUCGUCGGCCCGCUGUCGUAGGUCCCCAUCACCACCACCCAGGUCCCCGUCACCCCCACCUUCAUCUCCACCCAAUCCGGCACAUUGUGGCGUGGUUUGUCAUGGCCCAAUUCAAGCCGCCAAACUUGAGGCCUUUCUCCAACGCAUGCACACCACCCAACAAUUCGCGCAUGUGCCCUCCCUCCGUGAGUUGCACAUCUACAAUCAAGUCCACACACUGUUCCGAAAUAUUGGAUGGCAUGGGCUGUUAAAGGUCCACGAACUCAACUAUAAAGUUCCAACUACCGAGUUCUUAUCUUCAUUCGAUUUGGACCACGGUGUCCUAAGCUUCCGGCUUAUGAACCAAGACCAUGCCAUAUCCUUAGACCAAAUCAAUGUCAUAGUUGGGCCCCCCAAAGAAAACAUCUUUGGCCCCAAUGACCGAAUCCCAGGAUACAAUGAUCUUACGUGGUGGACCGACCUGACGCGCCAGCUUCCCUAUGUCUCAAGUUCUGCUAAGGCCUCAUCUCUCAUCCACCCUGUGAUGAAAGUGGCCCACAGGAUCGUUGCUUCACUUGUCAUCCCUAAAGAAGAAAGAAGCACCAUUAGCACCCUUGAGCUCAAAAUACUCUAUGCGAUGGCCCACCCGGACGAUAAUCUCUUUCCUUACUAUGGCUCAUUCCUUUGCACAAACUCACCCGCCUCAGCACAUCACGGUCUGGCAAAAUAUCUUAUGUUGGCAUUGUCAGUUUAUUGGCAAAAAGAGGAGGACGGGAACCAUAAUUGGACCGUAGGUCAAAACCACGAUCCAAGGCUUCUCAUCACCCCGGAGAACAAAGACAUCCUUGCCCUCAGGCGUCCUAAUAAUUUCACCGACUGGCAAAUCACACCAUAUCUCUUCCCCGACUCCUUAUCCGAAGAGGAAGAUGGUGAUGAUGAUGAUGAAGCGGAGGAGGAGCCCCACCAUGCUUCUCCCACCGGUGGUGCCAGCUCAUCCCAUUAUGCUGCACCCCCAUCAUAUCAUCAGCAGUAUAUGGAUGAGUUUCAGUUAAUCCAUACUCGCCUCAACACUUACCAGCAAGAUAUUACAAGCCUCACCCAAAUUUUCUCUUCCUUCACCACCCAAUACGCUCGAAACCAAGAGCACCAGUGUAAGCAUGAGGAGGACUUUUCGGCUUGGACCCGCAACUCCGAUUACUAUCCUUAUCUUCCUUCUCCUCCGCAAUAG